Messenger RNA from Micropterus salmoides (largemouth bass), 5020 nucleotides. RefSeq names its product potassium inwardly rectifying channel subfamily J member 13 (gene kcnj13). Gene Ontology annotation, cellular component: plasma membrane. The transcript is spliced from 3 exons. The record is from RefSeq and is a predicted model, not a curated record. Gene Ontology annotation, molecular function: inward rectifier potassium channel activity. Bases 587 to 1678 code for a protein of 363 amino acids. NCBI's taxonomy places the organism in Eukaryota, Metazoa, Chordata, Actinopteri, Centrarchiformes, Centrarchidae. Gene Ontology annotation, biological process: potassium ion import across plasma membrane; regulation of monoatomic ion transmembrane transport.
AAUGUAAAUCUUUCUCUCCAUAAGUUGUUAUUAUUUCAUAUGGGGACAAAAGAUGUAGACACAGAUACAGAUGUAUGCACACACUUUUACACACACAGAUGCACUAACUUAUCAGCAAACCCAAUUUCUCGCAGCAGCAGCUGCGGGACACCAACCAGCAACAAGCAACUCUUUGAAUGAACUUUGACAAGGUGUUGUUCUUUUCCCCCCUCCCUCUGUCGUCUGUCUUCCGGGAACACUAAUAGGCUCCAUGCAGAGUAAUGUGACCAAUUGAAUCAUCCUCGCCCUGGAGCUGGAAGCUGCAGAUCGGAGGAGCAGAGAGCGCCGCGCUCAGUCCGGCUCCCACACCGAGAAAAACUCUCUGGGGUGACACUAUCAGUUUCUCUUUGGGACUCCUCUGGGAUUUUAUACCCCGUCCUCCAAGGAACUAGUGGCACUAUUUCCUUCUGCCUCGGCCCCUUUGCCCACUUGGCAGACCACAGACCAGUUCUUAGGUGAAAAGGUCAGAGGGCCCCUGUUUAGCCCUGACUGCAGCUCUAGGAUCAUCCUCACUUUGACUUACUCUGCUUGAGAUCCACCUGCAACCAUGACAACCAAAUCCAACAGUGGGGUUCUGGGUGGCAAGGCCUCCUCCUCUCCUCUCUUGUCCUCUCCACCCCGCCAACGUCUGGUCACCAAAGACGGACACUGUGCCCUUCGUCCCCCUCUAUGCCCUUCAGGCUCAUGGCGCGGGGCCUCGGGCAGAGCCUGGCUUCUGGCCCUGCAGGACCUGUGGGGACUGUUGGUGGGUCUGCGCUGGAGAUGGGUCCUGCUGGCCUUCUGCGCCUCCUUCCUGGCCCACUGGCUGCUGUUUGCCUGCCUGUGGUACUUGCUCGCUCACCUCAACGGAGACCUGGCUGUGCAGGACCAUGAUGCCCCCCCACAGGGGCAUGUGGUUUGUGUGAAGCAUAUUACCAGCUUCACUGCUGCUUUUUCUUUCUCCCUGGAAACACAGCUGACCAUUGGGUAUGGCACCAUGUUCCCCAGUGGGGACUGUCCUAGUGCCAUAGCACUGCUGGCUGUGCAGAUGUUGCUGGGGCUCAUGCUGGAAGCAUUCAUCACAGGUGCAUUUGUAGCCAAGAUUGCACGUCCCCAGAAGCGAGCAGGAGCCAUCCAGUUCAGCCCCCAGGCAGUGGUGGGCCAACACCAAGGCCAGACGUGCCUCAUGCUACGAGCCACCAACCUACUGCAGCGACCACUGGUGGAUGUGAAGGUGAGUGCUGUGCUCUAUGAGGAGCAUGAAGGUCAGGCUUUGCACCAGACCUCUCUGGACUUCCACUUGGAUCAUCUGGGCCAACAGCCCUGUCCCUUCUUCAUCUUUCCCCUCACCUUUUACCAUCCCCUGGACCGCCGCAGCCCACUCUACCCUGCCCUGUGUGAGGGCAUGUCCAACCACUUUGAAUUAGUGGUAUUCCUGUCAGCCUUGCAGGAGGGAACUGGUGACUCCUGCCAGAAGAGGACCUCUUACCUGCGCCAAGAAAUCCAGUUUGACCGUCGCUUUGUCCCCGCCUUGGGGCUGGACGCUCGAGGGAGAUACAUGGUAAACACCCAGCACUUUGACACGGCCCACUCAAAAGAGUCUUUGAACAAGGACUGUGUGGUACAGAUCAACGGUGAUGGCAGUGACAGAAUGGAGUAAGAAUGCUGAAGGGGAGGGAUCAUAGGAACAGCAGGAGUUUCUGAGGCAUAACUGGGGAGGGUAACAAUGGGGCAGAUAUUUUCUUUAGGAGGUAUUUGGUUUAAUUGGUACAUCUGAAUUUAUUCACGUAACAUUUUUAAUUAAAAUGUACAUCAGAUGUAGGUGCUGCUGCAGACUCCCUCAGCACCUCCCUUCAAUCACUUGGAAUGUUGCACUAGGGACUCCUUCCUAGUCUAGGGAUUUCUAGUGCAACAACCAGGGUCUUACCUGCCACUGGCUUCCCACCGCUCAAUAUAUGCAGUAGUGUUGGUUGGAGUACCUGGCCAGCAGAGGGCACAGUUUCUGAAAAUUCAGUGUGAAUAAAUAGUUUUCUACAAGUUGCCCAUUGGUUCUAUCGGUUAUAACAACGCUAUGAUACCAUACUCACAAAGUUAAUAGCUGAGAUCUGAGAACAUGGCUACAUAGCUACACAAGCAGUCAGACGAUCAGGCACGUUUGAAACAAAACUCCACACAUACAACAAGAGAAUGGUAAAAUUAUAUUAUUCUUAUUAUAUUAUUUAUAUUAAGAUCUGUUACACUUUAUAGACCCACUUUCUGCUUCAGCUUUGAGCCACCAUGUGGGUUAUCCCACAAUUAGGCACAUUAUAGGUGUGCUCACUUUUGGUUUCACCUUAAAACAAAGUGGGAGCUAAUUUGUCUUAACCUGUUGGUUACUGGUCAUCUGACUGCUAUAGUAGUAUUUUGCAGUGUUAGAGCUAAUUUCAGCAAUGUGCCUUCUGAGACAUCCACAGUUACUAUGCUGAAUAGAACAUUAUCGUACCUAGUGGAAAAAAACAUGGUCAUAAAGUUGUAAUAAACUGCAGUUUUCUUUUAAAUUUUAUCUAAAUUAAUAAGCAUUUCGUCAUUCUUACUUUUCGUGUGAGGUUUUGUAACUGGAUUGAGUAUGAUCAAGCUAUAUUUGAAAAUAUUUUGUUUAUUUGUGGUGGCACAAUCAAUUUCAAAUUCAGUUCCAGUAAUCAAUAUUUUAUUAUAACACUGAAUCAAAUGUCAAUGUGUAAAAUAGUAUUCAUAGUGAUGGACCCACAGAGAAUAAUCACCAACUCCAUUUUCUGUUCAUGUUUCACGGCAUAUUUGGUGUUUGGUUCACUUCCUCCAUUCUUAUCAACCUGGUUUCCAGCAGCAGCAGGCAGCUGUCAGCAAAAAAAGCUCCAACUGUGCAGCGCACAGCAGCAAACAGACACAAUUAGAAGCUAGCUGGUAAACAUAGUGGACCAUUUAGCUGCUAGAGGCUAAUAUUUUCUUCAGGAGUUGGUGGAGACCAAGAAAGAGCUAAAAGACAGAGAAUAUUGGACUUCAUCAGGUCGACACAAACACCAUUCUCCAUGAAUGAUUAUGUUGCUCUGAUUUGUUAAUAUGUGACAGUUGUCAAAUUGUUCUUCUGUACUUGAGUGACAAAAAAAUGUAUGUAGCUUUAAGAAAAAUGUAAACUUUAUUGUAUUUGAGUGUUUCUGACUUUGUUGACAAUAAUUUGAAAGAUGCCAUGAUCACAUAAAACAUUUACACAUGAAGAAUGAAUGAAAACAGUUUGCACAAUGUUCUCAGUCCCUGGGUGUAGAUGAAUCUGACUUUGAAAAGUGAACUUGAAAUGCAUUGUGCCACCACAGCUUGAACUUGAAAUAUGUAUACCUGAAUUUAUUGAAAUUUGUUUUAUCAAUUCAGUUUCACAAACAACAAAUUUUCCAAACUUCAUAUUCACAAGUAAGGAACAUGGAUUAAAUUCCAAAUUAAACCAUAUAUUCAAAUCCAACCACAUUCAAAUCUAAUAAAUAUCUGCCUAUAGGUUAUCAGGUAUUGCUGCAGACUAACUAAAGGUUAGGACCAAUUAUGAUGAAUAGUAAUGAUGAAUGGAAAUAACAGGGUUGGCACCAGGCAGAUGGUGUUGGGGGUUGUCAUAACCAUUUCCAUUUUCUAACUUCUGUAAGCAGCACAUUAUGUCACACUUUGCAGUUGUUAGCAAAGAGGUUCUGGGUUCUAACCUGGCUUUGUGGAGUUUGCUUGUUGUUCCCAAGCCGCACGGGUUUCCUCUCUGUCCAAGUCCAGUUAGUGACUCAAAAAUUGCCUGGACGUGUGAAUCGUUCUGUCUCUUUGUGUCAGUCGUGUAAUUGACUGGUGAGCUGGACAGGGUGUAUCUUGCCUCUCACCCAAAGUCAGCCUGGAGCUGAUUCCAGCUGACUUUGGGUGAGAGGCAAGAUACAUAACGGUUGGGUGGAUGGAUGCUCCACAGUUCCUUCACUGCUGACCACGCCCACUCUGGUCACAUUUAGAGGACCAUGACACCAUAAUGUUUUCCAUUGAUGAAUGUGUUAUUUGUACCUUCAUUUCACUUCACUAUGAAAAACAUCAUGUCUCCUUUCAUUGUAGUCAAAGUUGUGGUGCUAUGUAGUAAUCAGUAAGCAGUGUUACAUGUGAAUCAUAGCAUACUGAAGCAAACAGAAGCCAGUGGCUGCCUGGAACUGAAGUGAAUAUUUUACACUUUGUGAGAGAAUUACUUUUGGCACAGAAGAUCAUUUUAAGUUAACAAGCCUCAGAACCAGCCCUCUAUAACUGAAUAAUGGAAUUAGUAGGUAUGGCAGGUAUAUUGAAAGCAUUGAAAGAGCAAUUAGGACUAAUAAGGAAGGGACAGAGUGACUCUUCUGUCAUCUCUAUAAAAGCGCAUUCAUGUUGCUGAUCAACAUUUUCCUCUAAUGAUGUUUGUGGACUAACAUCAGAACUGAAGGAUUACACUGUAGACCAUCAACAUGAACUGACAAUCACAACAAAACAUCAGAUGGUUGUUAUUCCCUUGUCUAUAUUAAGCUGCUAAGGUUACUCAUCGGAAGCCUUUUGGAUCAAAUACAUCAAUGUCUUAAAGUGAGUUAUCUAACAUUAGAGCAAGAAAUGACACAUGCCUCAGUAGUGACUGAUUGAAUGAUACUGACUGCUGAUUGAUUUGUAGAUGAAUGCCUUUAUUUUGAAAAAUCAUUGCCUAAAUCAGUAUGCAAAGCAGAAAUUAAUGUAUUAUGUUCAAUUUGUAUAAUAAUAAAUGUCUCUAGAUAUAACAAAGACAGUUAGAAAGAAGUUGAAAUGUUGUAGAAAAUGUUUGUAUCUGGAGUAUAAAAGGCUGAAUCACUUUGUUAUCUAUGUGGUUUAAAAGAAAUCAUGUAGCAAUUUCAGACAUAAGAGAGGACAUGUUCCACAAAAUGUGAUUGUGAAGGAUGGUGAAGGAGAUCUCAAUGUAUCUCAUAUGCUCCAGUCCCUUUGUACAGUGUACAUUACAUGAAAUAAAUAUUUUCUAAACAAG